Messenger RNA from Gadus morhua (Atlantic cod), 2725 nucleotides. RefSeq names its product collagen, type X, alpha 1a (gene col10a1a). The record is from RefSeq and is a predicted model, not a curated record. Gene Ontology annotation, molecular function: protein binding; extracellular matrix structural constituent conferring tensile strength. The coding region runs from base 92 to 2077 and encodes 661 amino acids. The transcript has 3 exons. NCBI's taxonomy places the organism in Eukaryota, Metazoa, Chordata, Actinopteri, Gadiformes, Gadidae. Gene Ontology annotation, biological process: extracellular matrix organization.
CCCUCUCAGUGCUCCAACUCUAAGGAUACAAAGAGGCACCAGAGCUCAGUGGUGCUGAAGAUCGCCAGUGUUUUUUCCUUCCUUAUUUUGGAUGCCGGUUUGCCAUUUGAAGAUGGACCUUCGUGUUGCUAGCAUCCUCCUGCUGCUGGUUGCCUUGACAGCAGCCCAUGGAGAGAGAUACGUGGUGAAGAAGGUGGUGAAGGCCGCCCCUCAGUACCAGCCCUACUCCGUCAAGAGCCAGGCGGUCGCAGGUGAGCCUGGAGCCCCAGGUGAGCCUGGCCCCGAGGGCCCCGAAGGGCCUGCUGGCCCCCCAGGUGAGAGCGCUGAGGGUAUGCCCGGACCCGAGGGCCCCCCUGGACCCCCUGGCCCUUCUGGACACUCCAUUGCUGGCAAGCCUGGAUCCGCAGGUGGACCUGGAAAGCCUGGCAUCCCUGGAGCUCAUGGCGAGAAGGGAGACACUGGCGCCUCCGGGCCCCAGGGACCCCGCGGCAUGCCCGGCCCAUCUGGUAGCCCCGGCCCCUCUGGUCUGUCCGCCACUGGCAAGCCUGGUGCGUCCGGCCUUCCAGGAGCCAACGGAGCCAGAGGAGAGACCGGUCUUAAGGGACACCCAGGUGUACCUGGCCUGACCGGCCAGAAGGGAGAUAGAGGGGUGGGAAUUGUUGGACCCCAGGGUGAGACAGGAGCAGAGGGACCCGAGGGUCCCACUGGAGCCCCCGGUCAGUCCGCUGUAGGUAAGCCAGGAAAGCCAGGUAUGAGCGGUGAGCCAGGAAAGCCCGGCAGCUCAGGUAGGGACGGUGCCGCCGGCCCCGUGGGACCCCAGGGACCCAAGGGACACACUGGUGCCCCCGGUAUCGGUAUGGCAGGCAAGCCAGGUGAGAAUGGUGCCCCAGGCAUGCCUGGAUCCGUCGGUCCUAAAGGCCACACCGGACCCGCCGGAGCCACUGGUGCUCCUGGUGUCCCCGGCUACGGAAAGCCAGGUGCUAACGGAGAGAAGGGAGCAGUUGGAGCCACAGGUAGCACAGGUAGCACUGGUCAGAAGGGAGAGCAGGGAGCCAGCGGACACACCGGCGCUACUGGUUCCUCUGGACCAACUGGCCCGACCGGCGCACAGGGCUCCAGAGGUUUCCCAGGGGAGAGCGGCGCCGUCGGCCCCAAGGGUGACGCAGGUGCCAGCGGAGCUCAGGGACCUAAGGGAUACAAGGGAGAUCAGGGUCUGCAGGGAUUCCAGGGAAAGCAGGGUUAUCCAGGUGCCGCCGGCCCCACCGGCCCCAGAGGAGCCACCGGUGCUCAGGGAAACAAAGGUGACCUCGGCGCCCCUGGCGCGUCUGGCAGCAACGGUGUCCCCGGCCCCGCUGGACCUAAAGGUCACCCCGGCCGCGCAGGCGAGAACGGUGCCUCCGGCGCUGAUGGUGCCCCCGGCUCCAGAGGACCCGCUGGGCCUUCUGGUGCAGUCGGCGCUCCCGGCCUGAAGGGACAUCCCGGUCUUACCGGUGCCCCCGGCCCCGCUGGCCUGACCGCCAAGGGCAUUCCCGGCCCCCAGGGUCCCCCCGGCCUCCCCGGUGACAACGGAAACGAUGGAUCCGAGGGUCCCGCCGGCCCCCCCGGCCCUCCCGGCCCCCCUGGCGAGGUUGUGUUUGAGAAGAGCAAGGGCAUGGGCAUGGGCGAGGUCAUGGUCAAGUCCCCAAUGUCCGCCUUCACCGUGUCUCUGGUCACCCCUUACCCAGCUGCUGGCACUCCUAUCAAGUUUGACCAGGUUGUGUACAACGCCGAGAACCACUUUGACACCGAGACCGGCAUGUUCACCUGCCAGGUGCCCGGCGUGUACUACUUCUCUUACACCAUCCACGUGAACGGAGCCAACGCUCUGGUGGCUCUGUACAAGAACGGCCAGCCCGUCAUGUUCAGCUACGACGAGUACAGCAAGGGCUUCCUGGACCAGAUGUCCGGCAGCGCCGUCCUUCUGCUCGACGAGCAGGACACAGUCUACAUGCAGAUCCCCGACGACGAGGCCAACGGUGUCUUUGCCGCAGAGAACGUGCACUGCUCCUUCUCUGGGUUCCUCAUUGCCUCCACGUGAUGGGAGAAUACAAGCACUGGCGCAGGGUUCCCCUAAAGCCACACAUCUGAAUUUGCCGUCUAUUUCUCAAAUUAUAGCACCGACUCGCUGUUUUGGUUUCCUCAGCCCAACAUGGGCAGGUAGUUGAGUGUCUUCUUUGAGAAAUGGUAGCAUAUCAACUUGAAAACACACACAAGAAAAGGGUGCUAGGAAGAAGGAGAUUUAAUUUAUGAAAACAGGUUAUCAGGGAUAGGGGAAGCAAUCCACAGUUACCAGGGAACUUUUUGCAAUGGAAACAGCAUGUGAAAAUUAAGGUGUUGUGUCCUGAUUAUUUCUUUCCCAAUCUAAUUCUUUUUUUUUUCUACGGAUUUCAACUGUUGUUUCUUAUAUUUGUGUUUGUCUUUUGUGAUUUUCGCACAACUUUUUUUUUGGGUGACCAAUAAUCGUAUUACAGUACACAUAGUUUUCCUGUGCAAAAUGUUGUACCUGUUGUCUGUAUGUGGCUUGAAUAUUGUGAAAUGAUGAUGGUCAAAUUGACUGUUAUAAUGAGACAUGAUAUCAGACACAAACAACAGUUUCCUUCACAAUUGUUCAACAUCAUUGUAACCCUAAAAAUGCAUUAUGUCAUGUAAAGCAUGAUGGCCAAAAUAAAAGAUGACUAACUAAACA